AUGAGUUUUGAUGAUGAAAUUUGGAUUGAUGAUGAAAAAGAAGUUUGUAAAAUUGAAAAGUUAAAUGAAACUAAAUUUGCCACGAAAUUCAGAGUGGACCCCUUAUCCAAACAAGGAAUAGAUGAUCUUUUAGUAAUAUUAUUUAAAUUAAUAUUUUAGAUGCUAUCAGAUCUAAAUGAAUACAAUUGUCUGCAUAAUAUUCGAGUUAGAUACUUAAAGGAAUAAAUUUAUACAUAAAUUGGUUCUCCUAUUUUAGUAUCAAUAAAUCCUUAUGUUUUUCUACCAAAAAUUUAUAAUUAAGAAACACUUGCUUAUUAUAAAGUUAAGUUAGGGCAAAGCUAAGCAUCAUUAAAAACAAGUACAAAAUAGAAUGAAUUUCAACCUCAUUUAUUUAAAAUAGCAUAAUUAUAAUUUGAUCAAUUAUUUGAGAGUCCAACAAAGGAAUUAAGAAUAUGUUCAAUGAUUAUUUCAGGGGAAAGUGGUUCUGGAAAAACAGAAUCAACUAAAAUAUUAUUAAAAUAUUUAGCAGCUGAAUCAAAAAGUGGUUUAUUUAGAACAAUUUAAUAAGGUUAAACGAUAGAAUAAUAAAUUUUUGCUUCUAAUCCUGUUCUAGAAGCAUUUGGUAAUGCUAAAACAGCCAGAAAUGAUAAUUCUAGUAGAUUUGGAAAAUUUAUGCACUUAUAUUUUAAUGCAGAUACUAAAAGAGUAAGUACUGCUAAAAUAGAUAAAUAUUUAUUAGAAAAAAGUAGAGUUGUUAAAAUAAGUUCUUAAGAAAGAAAUUAUCAUAUUUUCUAUUAGAUUAUAGGAGCAUAAAUUCCAGAAUUAUGUAUAUUAUUGUUAUUAUUAAAGAGCUUACAUCACCUUCCAAAUAUGAAUAUUUAAAAAAUGGAGAUCUAUCUUAUAAUAGAAAUGAAAAAUAAGAAUUUGAAGAAACAGAUAUAUGUUUAGAUAAUUUAAAUUUUAGUCCUAAUGAAAAAAAAUAUAUUUAUCAUACACUUGCAGGAUUAUUACAUCUAGGAAAUGUUAAAAUUGAAUAUGAUUAAGUCAAGUCUACAUUAAAACUUGAUAAUUCACUCAAAAUUGCAUCAGAAUUAUUAGGAAUUCAAAUUUAAUAACUUGAUGAUUUAAUUUGUAAAGUCUUUACUUCAGUUGGAAAAGAAAUUGUGACUAAAAACAAUAAUUUAGAAAAUGCUUAAAGUGCAAGAGAUACAUUAGCAAAACAUAUAUAUGAAAAACUUUUUAAUUGGUUAAUAGAUAAAAUUAAUUAACAAUUACUUAAUAUUAAAUCUUUAAGCUUUUAGAAUUAAUAGUAACCUUAAUUAACUAAACAUAUGAUAGGUAUAUUAGAUAUAUUUGGAUUUGAAAUAUUUACUGAUUUAAAUGGAUUACAUACAAAUAGUUUUGAGUAAUUAAAUAUCAAUUUUACAAAUGAAAAAUUAUAACAACAUUUUAAUUUAUAAAUGUUUGUAACUGAGUAGAAAGAAUAUGAUUAAGAAUCAAUAAAAUGGUAAUAAAUAAAAUUUCCAGAUAAUAAGAAAAUUAUAGAUUUGAUAGAAAAUUCUUCAGUCUCAAUUUAUAAAAUGCUCAUUGAUUAAACUAUUGUGUAAAAUCGAGGUGAUAAAGAAUUUUUAAGUUCUUUAAAAUAAUUACCUAAAGAUAAUUUGGUUUUGGUUAGUGAUUUGUAAACUGCUGAAAUUGAGCCUAGAUUUGAUAAAAAAAUACAUAGAGUAGCAAAAUUUGAUUGGUUUUGUUUAAAACACUUUGCUGGUGCUGUUGCUUAUAAUGUAGCUGGAUUUGUUGAAAAAAACAGAGAUUCUAUAAAUGGAGAGGUUUUUAAAAUUUUACCUAAUAGUACAAAUCCAGUUUUAAAGGAGAUAUGGUCUAAUGUCUCAAAUGAUUAUUAAAAUAUGAAACUAAACAAUGUUGUAACUAAAUUUUAGAACUCAUUAAAAGAAUUGUUAAAUUUAUUAAAUAUGUCAAUUCCAAAAUUUAUAAGAUGUAUUAAGCCAAAUAAUUUUAAAUAACCAUUAACAUUUGAGGCAUCAGAAGUUAGGAGAUAAAUGACAUGUGCAGGAUUAAUGGAAGCAAUUUAAAUAAGAAAAGCAGGAUAUGAAAUUCGAUUAAAACAUAUUGAUUUUAUUAAAAAAUAUUAACAUCUUGUUAAUAAAAAUUUUAAGAAUAUCAAAAAUAUUGAAGAAAUGUUUAAACUUUUAGGAGAAAAUUAAAAAAUAGGUUAAUUUUUAAAAGAAUAAUAAAAUUAAUUAAGUUAUCAAAUGGGAAAAACUAAAAUAUUUAUGAAAUAACAUUUCAGAGAAUUCUUUGAUACUUUGUUAAUUGAAUUUCGAUUGAAAUAUAUUGUAAAAAUUUAGAAAUAGUUUAGAAUAUAUAAAAAUUUAAGAAUAAUGAGAACUAAAUUAAAAUAAUUACAUAAUAAAUUAAUAAAAUUAAAAAGAGCAAUUAAAAGAUUUUUAUUUAGGAAGUCAAUUGAAAAAAGAAUUUUAUUAAGAAAAAAGAUAAAUUCUUUAUCAACAUAAUGGUUAAAAAUUUAAUCAAAGCUUAAUAAAUAAUAUUCAUUUAAUUAAAUAAAGAUUAAAGUUAAAGAAAUGAUCGAAUUGGAAUAAGCUUAGCUAUUGGAAGAUGUAGAAAUAAUUGAUUAAUCAAUGGAAUUUAGCAAAAUUAUUAGUAUAGAGCCAAGUUAAGUUUAGAAGGAUUAAAAAAGUGAAAUGUAAAAAGAGACUUAGUAGAUUGAACUUUAAAAAAAAUAAGAAUUUGUUGAAAUUAAAAAAGAUAGUAAAUAAAAAGGAGCAUUUUUGAAAUAAACAGUUAUUGCAUAACCUAAAACUCAAGAUGUAAAAAAUGAAGAAAUAAAAAAUUAAGAAAAAAAAAAUGAAGAAGAGAUGAAAGUAUAAGUGUUGGUAUAAUAAAAGGAAAUGUAAUUUUAUGAGGGGAAAUUAAAUUAAUUAAUGAAAGAAUUAGAUGAUGAAAAGAAAAAAAGAGUUGUAAGUGAAUAAGAAAAUUAAAAGUUGUAAUAAUCAAUAAAAUAAUAAUAAUAAUUUGAUAUAGGUGAUGAUAAAAAUAGAGAGUAAAUUUAAAAAUUGGAAAAUGAGAUAUUUAAAAGGGAUUAAAUAAUUCGUGAUCUUAAUAUUAAAUUAAAUGAGUAUUCAAAGUAAAUGAAGCAUUCUAAUGAUAUAAAUCGAAUAUCAGAAGUUUAGAAUUAAAGGGUUAACUAAUUAGAGGGUGAACUUCAGAGGAAAAAUGAAUUUAUAAAAUUAUAAUAAGAUUUAAUAAAAUCGUUAAAUCAGGGUUGGAGAUUGAAAAUAUUAGAAAAUGAAUGUUUGUUCAAUCACUAUAAUUUAAAGACUUAUCAAGAGAGAUUAGUAAAAUAUAUAAUAUUAUAUUUAGCCAAUUUACGAAAAAUUCGAGAUUACACAAAUGGUGUAGACAGGGGAUUUACUUUAAAAAUAAAUAAAGGAUCUUUAAUUAUAGAUUUCCUAAUAAGAAUAGUCGUUAUAAAAGUCUAAAAUGACUUAAUGAAAUA
Messenger RNA from Paramecium sonneborni, 3538 nucleotides. Lineage: Eukaryota; Ciliophora; Oligohymenophorea; Peniculida; Parameciidae. The record is from the annotation of a GenBank genome assembly.